AUGUCGUGCUCCAUACCCCAACGCUGCGCCCGUCAGCUUCUCCGAGAGCCCUUCCAGCGCGGCUCCCUACCCAUCUUCCUCGCACCCGCCUUCUCCCCCCGCACACAAUGCUUCUCGACCACAUCCCCGGCGCAGUCCCGAGUUGGAGGUGCCGCGCUAUCCAUCCCCCCGGAAGUGUCAUUUAAGCUCAUCGAUAUCCCCGCGACCCUCUCCCGCACACGAGGAAAGGAUAUCCCCAAGUUUAUGGCCGAGAUUAAGGGUCCUAAGGGCGAGAUGAGCCUGAACAUUCCCUCGUUCCUCACUAUCACCCGCGAUGAGACAGGCCAGAAGGCUAGUUUGUCAGUCUUGGAUCAGACGGUUCCUCACCAGCGUGCUAUGUGGGGAACUAUUCGCGCACUCCUCCAGAAUCAUAUCCUCGGCGUUUCCGAAGGCCACGUCUGUGUCUUGAGUAUGGUUGGUGUCGGUUACAGGGCUACUAUCGAGGAGAAGGCGUCCACCGUUCAAGCCGACUACCCCGGCCAAAAGUUCGUUUCCCUCAAGGUCGGCUUUUCCCACCCAAUUGAACUGGGCAUUCCCCGGGGCGUUGUUGCGAGCACACCGCAACCUACCAGAAUCUUGUUGGAGGGUGUUGACAAGCGGGUUGUGACCCAAUUCGCGGCCGAGAUCAGAGAAUGGAGACGCCCCGAGCCGUACAAGGGCAAGGGUAUCUUCGUCAACGGAGAGACUAUCAAGCUCAAGGCGAAGAAGAUCAAAUAG
Molecule: messenger RNA, 756 nt
Organism: Penicillium hordei
Lineage: Eukaryota; Fungi; Ascomycota; Eurotiomycetes; Eurotiales; Aspergillaceae
Product: mitochondrial 54S ribosomal protein uL6m
Exons: 3
Coding region: 1-756 (251 amino acids)
Biological process (GO): translation
Cellular component (GO): mitochondrial large ribosomal subunit; ribosome
Molecular function (GO): structural constituent of ribosome; rRNA binding
Source: RefSeq, a predicted model, not a curated record